Molecule: messenger RNA, 2355 nt
Organism: Effrenium voratum
Lineage: Eukaryota; Dinophyceae; Suessiales; Symbiodiniaceae
Source: the annotation of a GenBank genome assembly
AUGCCCUUCGUGCCCAUGUUCCACGUCCUGAGUUGGGGCACGCCCUUCGCGCUCAUGAUGCUGGGUGUCCGCACGGUGCUGAGCUCUCGCUUUAUGGACCCGGCCUCCUUGGUGAGGAUGAUGAUCGAUUGGAAGGUGAACCUCGCCACUGGGGUGCCAACAGUGUGGCAGGGAGUGCGGAGCUACAUACAGCAGCAGGGGGUGGAGACGUUGAAGCCGCAGCUGAGCACCCUGAACCGCCUCACCUGCGGCGGCAGCGCCCCACAGCCCGAGCUCAUGCGCUGGUUCCUGGAGCAGCUGGGCGUCGAGUUCCUGCAAGGCUGGGGCAUGACUGAGACCAAUCCCAUGGGCUCCAUCGCGCAGCGAGUCGUGAAAUACUCAGACGUGGGGAAAAGCGUAGAGGAGAGCUUCAAGAAUGUCACAAAGGCAGGCAUUCCGAACCCCUGCGUGCGAGUGCGCAUCGCCAAGCCGGAGGAUCUCUCCGUGGAGCUGCCGCAGGGCGAGGCGGGGGAGCUCUUGGUGCGAGGCCCUUGGAUCAUCCAGGAGUAUUUUCACACAGAGGCCCCGGACAAGUUUCACGAUGGCUGGCUGGUGACUGGCGACGUUGCAAAGAUCGACGAAGAGGGCGCGAUUGUGAUUUGUGACCGUUCCAAAGAUGUGGUCAAGUCGGGAGGAGAGUGGAUAUCCUCCAUCGAUAUGGAAAACAUGAUCAUGAGCAUGGCGGAGGUGGAGAUGGCCGCGGUGGUGGGGAUCCCCCACCCCAGAUGGGACGAGCGCCCCAUCGCAGUGGCUACUUUGGCCAGCGGCGCCAGCAAAGAGAACCUCCUCGAGAAGGUGCGGCAGCACUUGUCCAAAGCCUUCGCCAAGUUCCAGCUGCCGGAUGACGUCCUUGUUUGGGAGGCGAUCCCGUUGACCAGCACGGGAAAGAUCGACAAGAAGCUGAUCCGGGCCAAGCUCAAAGAGCAGUUGGUGUCGCUCUUGGUGGAAAUCUUAGCAGGGAGAAGCAUGGAGAAGCAGGCGAUGCGUCCAGAGCAGGAGAUGACGGAUCACACAGGCACGCCCGAGCCUACGGCUUCGUCCUCCAGCGACGAAUUCUUUGAUAGAAUCCCAGGACUAUCACCUUCAGAGUCCGAGGAGGAGAUCCAGUGCUCACGGUCGGCACAGCUGGAGAACCACCUUCGGGGCACUUGCAGGCCCUGCCGCUUCUUCCAUCUCACUAAAUCGGGAUGCCGAGCGGGGGACGAGUGCCCGUUUUGUCAUGUCUGCAGCUGGGAGGAAGCCAAGGCGGCCCGGGCCAAGCAGAAAAGCUCCCGGCGCAGCCUCGAGCGGAAGAAGGGCCGCGAAACGCGGACGGGGGUCGACAGUGACUUCCCCGUGAACAGAGCGCUGAGGGGCACGGAGGGCUGCACUUGCAAGACUUGCGCCUGCUGUAGAGUUGGUACCGACAGCUCCGCGCACCUUGCACGCCAUGGCGUCCACGCUGCCGCCAUCAGCGUGCGCUUCGGGCUCAACCACGGUGGGCAUAAGGACAAACAGGUCCGCCAAGUUUGUGUCCUCCACGCCAACUGCGUGAGGUUGCACGAGACACAGGGAGAUGACCGGGAGACUGUCCACUUUCCGCGACUCGGCAAACGCGUUGAGAACAACGGCCAAGCGCUUGACGUUAUGGCAAGACGCCAGGAGAGUUCCGCAACGCUCCUGCGCCAAGCCGGAGCCGUGGCCGCCCUGGAGGAGGUGGACGGCCUAGCCUUGCUGCGCAGGAUGCCCCAAGAGGGGCAAGCUGCCUUCGAGCGUUGGCGCAGGGCUUGGGAGCCGCAGCAGAACGGAACCUUCUGUGGGCCUGCCUCCGCGCUGGCUGGCCUGCGCGUGCUGGGGCUGGAAGGCUCUUGGUCCCAGCUGAAAAUCUACGAGGAGGUGAUCUAUCCCCGACGACUCUUCACCCAAGGGCUUAGCUUUGCCAACGGGGUGGAGAUGCUGAAGAUGCUCGAUCAGAGGUUGGACAUCGUCGAGAGAAGCUCCUUUGACGAGGCGUUGAUCGCCACUCUGUUGCAGCGAGACCUUAGCGAUGCCUUUCAUGGAGGUGAGCCCAUGUGCAUUCUCGUCAAUUACUUUCGCCUCGGAGGUGGCCACUGGAGUCCCCUUGCAGGCUGGAGCGAUGGGCAUGUCUUGAUCCUGGACACGAACCAGCAGCGGCUGCCGCCUCAUUGGGUGCGCCUCCAGACGCUGGUGGAGUCCCUUUGCAGCUACAACAAGGUCACUGGAAAUCCCCGGGGGUACGUGGUCCUGCGGUCCUGUGCCUGAAAGAGGGGGACGAAGGGUGACUGGGUGCUAGCUGAAUCUGAUGGGUACUCUGCA